Penicillium paradoxum is the source of this 2430-nucleotide messenger RNA. RefSeq lists its product as uncharacterized. NCBI's taxonomy places the organism in Eukaryota, Fungi, Ascomycota, Eurotiomycetes, Eurotiales, Aspergillaceae. The transcript has 4 exons. The record is from RefSeq and is a predicted model, not a curated record. Bases 1 to 2430 code for a protein of 809 amino acids. Gene Ontology annotation, biological process: protein phosphorylation; intracellular signal transduction. Gene Ontology annotation, molecular function: protein serine/threonine kinase activity; ATP binding.
AUGACAGAUUCGACCAACCCUACGGACUCAGGAUUCCAAGCCAUGCAUAACCCCGCCAAGGUAUCCGGCCAGGCCUCGGAGCCCGGUGACGCCGAUGCCAAGUCAAGAGAUCAUCCUUCUCAAGUCCGUUUCUCGUCCAUCACGGAGGAGAUUGAACCAUCUCGAUCGGAAUUGUCUCCCGUCCCAGAGCAAGUGCCACAAUCUUUAUCAGAGGCGCAGAAGCAAGCUACGGAUGAGGAGCAAUUACGGUCGCUGGCGAUGAGUAUGCAGGGUGCACAGCUUCAGGAGUCACGCCUGCGAAACUUCUCUUUUGACCCCAUGUCUCUCCCAUCUUCCAGGGUCGCAUCUCGAGACUCGAGUGACCGUAGCGGGCAUAUCAGUGGUGCCUUUGCAUCUCCACAAACCUCGCCUCCUGUCUCAGCUGUUCAGUCGCCCCCUCUUACCCCGGCUGCAACCUAUUCUCGUGAAAGCAGGAGCGACAAUGCUUCUGUAAAAUCCCCCACCCGACCACAUGUGCAAACAAACUUCACACCGGAAGCAUCGCCUCCAGUCGGAACGAUUGAUAAGAACGGUACGCCUCAACCCGCCUCAUCGUCCCGACCCCCAUCCACGGAUCACCUGCCCUCGAGGCAGAGUGAAGGCUCCGACCGCCAUCCCCAUGUCAUCCAGCCACCGAGGCAUCGUGCGCAAUUCUUUAUAGGGAAUGAUGCUAGCUCGCAGGAAGAAAGUCCUCCUCCUACUCCAAGAGAGUCCCUUACUCCGCCCGGGGCUAUGACCCCUGUAGGCGAACCUAAUGACCCAUAUGCGCGCCACAAGCGACCACCCCAACCUAAAAACCUUUCUCAAUUGGAUCCCCGGUUUAUCUUCAGUGGUCGAGAUGUCAAACGCACUUUCCGUCCGGGAGCUCCCCGAUCUGCCAGCGCCAGUGACCUGAGCAAAUCCAGUGAUAAGCGGGGCAUAUUUGGUGGCAAGAAAGACCAUGGUAGUGAAAAGGGUCAUAAUGGCCAUCAGCACCAUGGCUCGAUGUCUGAGUUGAAACGGUUUUUCAAGAUGGGCCAUCGCAACAAGCGGUCCGAGUCCCCGACGUCCAUGCCCAAGAAAUCGAGCCGAUCAUCUGGAAAGAACACCCCCUAUCAAAUGGCUCCAGAGAAUGUUCCUUUUGCGGAUGAUCACGGUUUGAACUCUAAAUAUGGAAAGCUGGGCAGAGUACUCGGAUCCGGUGCUGGUGGCUCCGUGCGUCUGUUGAAGCGCAACAGCGAUGGUGUGACAUUUGCAGUGAAACAAUUCCGGGACCGCCAUAACUGGGAGAGUCUGAAGGAGUAUUCGAAGAAGGUGACUGCUGAGUUCUGCAUUGGCUCCACCUUGCAUCAUGGCAAUAUCAUUGAGACCUUGGAUAUCAUCCAAGAAGGCGCUCGUUGGUACGAGGUCAUGGAAUAUGCUCCUUUCGAUCUAUUUGCCAUCGUCAUGACAGGCAAAAUGAGCAAGGAGGAGGUUGCCUGCUCCUUCAAGCAGAUCCUGAGUGGUGUGGCCUAUAUCCACGGCAUGGGUCUAGCUCAUCGCGAUUUGAAGCUUGAUAACGUGGUGGUGAAUGAUCGGGGCAUCAUGAAGCUCAUUGACUUUGGAAGUGCAGUCGUCUUCCGCUAUCCAUUUGAGAACGAUAUUGUCCCUGCUUCAGGUAUCGUUGGCUCGGAUCCGUAUCUCGCUCCCGAGGUCUACGAUGAGAAGAAAUAUGACCCUCGCCCCACGGAUGUUUGGUCGCUGGCGAUCAUCUUCUGUUGUAUGACCUUGCGCCGAUUCCCAUGGAAGCAACCGCGCAUGACCGACAACUCCUACAAGCUGUUUGUUUCCACUCCGACUCCUGGCACCCCGGUUCCUGAGUCCGAUACUCGCCGUCGGCCCAAGUCGACCCCCGAUCUCCCUGGCCAGGGGCAGGACAAUAAGCGGCUCACUCCUCGCUCGAGCGGACCUUCCGACCAGUCAGGAUCGGAGCAGAACGGAAAUGCGAAUGGCCAUUCAGAGUCCUCGCAGAGAGACGGCGAUCUGUCUCCUGACACUGCCCAGAAGCAGGUCAGCCAAACGAGCAACAACGCCAAUGACAGGACCACUCGCACCACCAGCAAGGAGGCACCCCCGCUUCCAGCAGGAUCUACCCAGAAUUCUGGUCAACGCCAGGAAGUCAUCAAGGGCCCAUGGCGACUCCUCCGCAUCUUGCCGCGGGAAAGUCGAUUCAUCAUUGGUCGCAUGCUCAAGGUCGACCCGAAGGAGCGAGCAACACUCGAUGAGGUUUUGUCGGACGAGUGGAUCAAGAGCAUCCAUGCGUGCCAACAGGAUGGAACUGGUGAAAUCAUCCCCGCCCCCGGUCACACCCACGUCCUUGAACCUCCGUCCCAAAGCCCUGCCGUGGCCAGCAAAGCCGUCAAGGCCAAAUAA